UAUUUGAGGUAGGCACCAUGUCUUUCACUAUUUUAUGCUUCUGAAAGUUCUCAGAAAGAUGUUCCGAUGUGAAUCCCUCCACCCCCGGUCUUUCAGAGUUUAUCCUUGAGCUCAAGGAACAUCAAAAUAAUUCUUUGAAAAAGAAGAGCAUCCUGGAGGAUGAGGCAGGCUGCACCCCUGCCUUUAGCGAAAAUGCCCUAUAUCAAUGCCCUUCUAAUUCAUCAAAAGCACCUAUAUGCUCCCGGGAGCAAAACACCUCCUGAACCUUGAUGCAAUCCGCUGGCUCACUUCCUGCUCUCGGCUGGACCUGUACUCCCCGGGCGAGGCGGCUGUCUACUGGACUUUCAGGCCCGAGAGAAGGAAAUCCACAUCCACACGUAGUCGAGUAAGAAGGCUGGCAGGCUGCGUAUAAACGUGCUGGAUAAGACCACGAUCCGGAUCUGCAACCAUUUAACCUUUCAGCACCAGGGUCUCCCCGCCUGUCAAGGGGAAUAAUAAUACCUGCCUCCUACGGUUGUUGUGAGGGGUAAAUGAGUCAGUCCACACAAAGCGCUUGGAACAGCGCCUGGCUGGCAAACAGCGAACUUAAUACAUUACAACCUUUUAACUAAGGGCACCUGCAACGUUGCAAUAUUUUGCCUGGGAAUGAAACAGCUACAAAACUUGGGAUCCCGGGAGCUGGGGCUAUGGGUGGAGACCUGGAGAGGCAGGGUAAAAAGAUACCCGGUUAGGAUCAAAGGAAUACACCGAACGCCACUGACAGCCUCCGUUUCUGGCCUCGGGUCUCCUCCACGGUUCCUUCUUGAAGGAGUCGGAGCGGGGAGCGGCGCAGCACAGCCUUUCUCCAAUCAGACACCCCAAGGCUGGCGCCACGUAUGCGACCUGAUCCAAUCUCAUGCCUCGGAGGGCGGGAACGCAGAGUGCCUACCUGCACCUGUGGCAGCUGUGGCCGCCUGCGGGUUUUUGUUUUUGUUUUCUUUCUUCCCGCUGCCCCGGGGUUCUGGUUUCUCACAUCACUUGGCGAAUAACCAGCAGGCCUCGGCUCCCGCCCCGCAACGCGCUUGCGGGAGGCCGGCGAACCGGCGGAGUGGAAUCCGGAGGCCACGGGGAGAGGGCGGCCGCUGCCGCCGAGGCCCUUUCCCACCGGCGGCACCGCGGGCCCGCGGCCGGCUGGCAUGGCCGACAGCGGCGACACGGGCAGCUCGGGCCCCUGGUGGAAAUCGCUAGCCAACAGCAGGAAGAAAAGCAAGGAAGCCUCGGUUGGAGCGCAGCCUCCCUCCCAGCCUGCCCUGGGGGAGCCCGCGCCGCCUGCGCCGUCCAGCCCGGACUGGACUAGCAGCUCCCAGGAGAAUCAACACCCCAAUCUCCUCGGGGGCUCUGGGGAUCCCCACAAGCCAGACAAGCUGUGCGGGGAGAAAUCCGGCAACAGCCGCCGCAGUUUGAAGAUCUCGCGCUCCGGCCGUUUUAAGGAAAAGAGGAAAGUGCGAGCCACUCUUCUCCCUGAGGGAGCCAGGUCCCCAGAGGAGGCGGGCUUCCCCGGUGACCCCCACGAUGACAAGCAGUAGCUGAAGCCCUCGAGGACUGCCUCUCUUCCCACCACUGCCCUCCAUUCCCCAUCUAAACCCGAGAAUCCUGGCCUGCCCCUGUACUUGGUGUCUCAUCCCACCAAAUUCAGAAUAUUCACACAAGCCCUCCACUAUUUUAUAUUCCUGGAAACUCACAUGUCAAUUGAGUUUUCAAUAGUUCAUAACUCAAGGAUGCAUUAAAUAGUUGUGAUCAGAGAAAACACCUUCCGCAGAGGAAGUUGGCAUAAUUUUUUUCCCCAAAAAGCCAUUCUGGGGCCUCAACCCCUUGUGUCACCUGGGGAGUGACAAGAGUCCUUUUCUAAGAGAUGGUGGCUUAAGUGGACCUGCACAGCUCCUCAAAUGAGGAAUCCCUGCUCUGAUUCUGGACUCGCUAUUGUAAAGCAAAUCACAGUGCUGUUUUAAAUGCCCAAGAAAUGCACUUUAGAAGUACUUCUGUAGACUUACACCCUAAGUGAAGGGACAGGAGAAACAGGAAGCAUUCUUAAGUAGAAGCAUUUUAAGUAAGGCAAAAUUGCUUUCAAUGUUGAUCUACAAAACUGUGCUGUCUAUUUUAGUGUGGAUUAUUAAAAUUGUUGUACUGUAAGGCUGAA
Molecule: messenger RNA, 2176 nt
Organism: Manis javanica (Malayan pangolin)
Lineage: Eukaryota; Metazoa; Chordata; Mammalia; Pholidota; Manidae
Gene: PRR15
Product: proline rich 15
Source: RefSeq, a predicted model, not a curated record